Nelumbo nucifera (sacred lotus) is the source of this 1526-nucleotide messenger RNA. RefSeq lists its product as uncharacterized. The record is from RefSeq and is a predicted model, not a curated record. Lineage: Eukaryota; Viridiplantae; Streptophyta; Magnoliopsida; Proteales; Nelumbonaceae.
CCACCCUUUUGUUUCUCUCUCCUCUUUCUUUCUUUCUUUUUUUUUGUUUCUCUAUUCGUUCUUUGUUUUCUUGGCCUGGUUUGCUUUGAGUUAGAGUCUUAGAGAUGGGAAGGCAACCUUGUUGUGACAAAGUUGGGCUGAAGAAGGGGCCAUGGACAGCUGAAGAGGACAAAAAGCUCAUCAAUUUCAUCCUUACCAAUGGUCAAUGCUGCUGGAGAGCUGUUCCUAAGCUUGCAGGAUUGUUAAGGUGUGGGAAGAGUUGCAGGCUUAGAUGGACAAACUAUCUCAGACCUGAUUUGAAGAGAGGAUUGUUAUCAGAAUCUGAGGAACAGACAGUUAUUGAUCUGCAUGCUCGUCUGGGAAACAGAUGGUCCAAAAUUGCAUCCCACCUUCCUGGUAGAACUGAUAAUGAGAUAAAGAAUCACUGGAAUACCCACAUCAAGAAAAAAUUGAAGAAGAUGGGAAUAGAUCCUCUAACCCACAAGCCAAUCUCCAUUUCAACAGAACAGCCACAACAAGUGCACAACUGUCCUAUGGUUGCCAUUGAUGAAGAAGACCAAAACAAGAGCCAAGAGACUUCCAUGCAGUCAUCCAUUACUGAAAUAAAAGAGGAAAAUCAGAUCAAUACAAGCCCAUUUAUCUAUACAGAUAACAGUGAUGGUUUCUGCACUGAUGAAGUCCCUAUGGUUGAACUUGAUGAGAUUCUAGUCCCCCGCCGUCCCUCUUCAUCAACUUCUUCCUCUUCUUCUUCUGGUUCAUAUGGAAAGCAGGAAGACUUGCAGUCAUCCAUUACUGAGAUGAAAGAGGAAAACAAGAUUAGUACAAGCCCAUUUAGCUAUACAGAUAAUAGCGAUGGUUUCUGGACUGAUGAAGUCCCCAUGAUUAAACUUGAUGAGAUUCUAGUCCCCUGCCUUCCCUCUUCAUUAACUUCUUCCUCUUCUUCUUCUUCUGGUUCAUAUGGAAAGCAGGAACACUUGCAGUCAUCCAUUACUGAGAUAAAAGAGGAAAAUCAGAUCAGUACAAGCCCAUUUAGCUAUAAAGAUAAUAGUGAUGGUUUCUGCACUGAUGAAGUCCCCAUGAUUGAACUAGAUGAGAUUCUAGUCCCCUGCCUUCCCUCUUCAUCAACUUCUUCCUCUCCUUCUUCUGGUUCAUAUGGAAAGCAGGAAGACUUGCUGUUUUCCAGCUUAGAGUGGCCAGACUACGAUGACAUUAGUUUUUGGUCUGAUUUCAACUGUUGGGAUUUGAUUUCUGAAGAUGGUGACAGAAAACUAGCCGUUGAUCCUCCUCUUAGCCAGCACUCUAGAAUGAUUUUGGAUCAAGAGUCCUGGAAAUUUUAGUUAUUGUGAGUUAUAACUUCAACACUCCUCAAUUUGGGCUUGUUUUCAAUUGUAUGUCACAAUAAAACACAACCCAUCUCUGAUACCUCUCUCUUCAGAAAUGAGAAUAAGAAAUUAUGUAAUAUUAGCUAGUAAAUUUUCCGUUUUCUCCUCCUUUUGGUGGUUCUUCCCUCUCUCCUCUUUCAUAAA